Molecule: messenger RNA, 3484 nt
Organism: Juglans microcarpa x Juglans regia
Lineage: Eukaryota; Viridiplantae; Streptophyta; Magnoliopsida; Fagales; Juglandaceae
Product: protein SMAX1-LIKE 4-like
Source: RefSeq, a predicted model, not a curated record
GAGCUAAGCUCCCAAAGCUCUCAAGGCUCUUCCUUCAAAAACCUGACCAUCUAUUUCCUCUUGAGGUAGUGUGAUAUCAUUCAAGCCUUCAAACUCAGGUGGGUAGUUUCUGUUUCCUCUAAGCACAAGAGAGGAAGGAAACCAGUUUUUCCUAAAGCUUCUCAGGUUUAGAGUGAACGGGGGAAGGGGGUGGUGUUGAGGAAGAGGAAAAAACAUAAGAAAAGAAAGAAGAACAAGAAGUUUAGUCCUUAAAAGAAAGAGGUCUAAAACAGGGGGUGGUGGGGGGUGGGUUUUGGUCAAGUGAUGCGCUCAGGAGCUUGUGCGGCGCCGCAGACCCUCACAGCAGAGGCUGCUUCAGUCUUGAAGCACUCUCUCAGCUUGGCAAGGAGGAGGGGCCAUGCUCAGGUCACUCCUCUCCAUGUGGCUGCCACUUUGCUGAGUUCAAGGGCCAGUCUAUUGAGAAGGGCUUGCCUCAAAUCUCAGCCUCACCAGACAUCACAUCCUCUCCAAUGCAGAGCUCUUGAGCUCUGCUUCAACGUGGCUCUGAAUAGGCUGCCAACCACGCCUGGUCCUCUGCUACAUGGCCAGCCUUCUCUCUCCAAUGCUCUGAUCGCGGCACUCAAAAGAGCACAGGCACAUCAAAGAAGAGGUUGCAUAGAACAACAGCAACAGCAGCCACUUUUAACCAUAAAGGUCGAGUUAGAACAGCUUAUCAUAUCCAUCUUAGAUGACCCUAGUGUCAGCAGGGUUAUGAGAGAGGCUGGAUUCUCUAGCACUGCUGUCAAGAACAACAUAGAGGACUCUUCAGCCACUUCUGUGUUUCAGUGUUACAAUAGUUCCGGUGGGGUUUUUUCCUCACCUUGUUCACCUUCUCCUACUGAAAAUCAGAGAGAUAUCAUCAACCCUAGCACUUUCUGGCAGACGCAUUUCUUAACUUACUCUUCUGAACAAAACCCAGUUCUCUUCUCCCCUCAAAAGAAAGUUCCAACCAAUCCCAAUACAGGUUCAGCCUCCGUGAAGGAAGAUAUCAAGCUGGUCUUUGAGGUCCUUCUGAGGAAGGAUAAGAGAAAGAACACCGUGAUCGUUGGUGACUCGGUGCCGAUCACUGAGGGCCUGGUAGCAGAGUUCAUGUCAAGGCUCGAGAGAGGAGAGGUCCCUGAAGAGCUGAAAUCGACCCAUUUAAUCAAAUUUCAGUUUGCACCAGUUUCUUUAAGAUUCAUGAAGAAGGAAGAUGUGGAGAUGAGCCUUUCAGAACUGAAAAGGAAUGUGGAUUCUCUUACAUCAGGAGGGAGUGGAGCCAUUGUUUACACUGGCGACCUGAAAUGGACGGUCGAGACAACUUUUAACGAGAGAGAAGGAGAUCAAAUGUCAGGUUAUAACCCAGUUGAUCAUCUUGUGGCGGAAAUAGGAAGGUUAGUCUCUGGAUAUGGCAGCUCGAACACAAAGGUAUGGUUAAUGGCGACUGCAAGUUACCAGACAUACAUGAGGUGCCAAAUAAGGCAACCCCCACUUGAGGUUCAAUGGACUCUUCAAGCCGUUUCCGUUCCUUCGGGAGGACUUGGUUUAAGCCUCCACAGUUCCAGUGUGCUUGAUUCAAAUAUAACAUUCUCCAAGAACAAAUAUCAAGUGCUGGAAACAAAGCCAUUUAGUUGCAAGGAGGAACAAGAAGAUAAGCUCACUUGCUGUGCAGAAUGUGCCUCCAGUUAUGAAAAAGAAGCUGAUUUGUUCAAAACUAGCCAGCAAAAGCUCUUACCUCCUUGGCUGCAACCUCAGGGAACUGAAGCCCGUCAAAAGGAUGAAAUGGUUGAGUUGAGGAGAAAGUGGAACAGGCUAUGCCUGAGCCAACACCAGGGCAGGCAUUCUCGGAACAACAUGACUUCUGCUUUGUACAACAAUCAAAGUGUAAUUGGAAAGAGCUAUACUUCACCCUACCCUUGGUGGCCGAGUCAGAACAGCGUCUUCCCUCACUCGAAUUCGAUUUCCUUUGCCAAUUCAGCUUUGAAAUCCACCAACAGCUCCAAUCUCGUGCCUAGAUUCAGAAGACAACAGUCCUGCAGUACCAUUGAAUUCAAUUUCAAUGGUGGUACCCAGAAACACCAAUCGGCGGAACCGAGCUUGCAUUCUCUAAAAGACACUGAUGGGAAGGAAGUAAAGAUCACCCUUGCUCUGGGAAAUUCUCUUUUCUCUGAUUCAGCAAAAUUGGUGGAGCAGAAAAGUGAAAGAACAAUGCAACGAGCUGAUACAUGCAAGCUACUACAAGAGAAUGUGCCAUGGCAAUCUGAAACCAUUCCUUCAAUAGCAGAGGCCAUGAUCGACUCCAAGCUGGCAAAGCAGGAGACGUGGUUACUGAUUCAGGGGGAGGAUUCGAUAGGAAAAAGAAGGUUGGCACGAGCAAUUGCAGAAUCCAUUUUCGGGUCUGCUGAUUUUCUACUCCAUAUGGACAUGAGGAAAAGAGAUAAUGAAUUGAUCCCAUGUUCUGACAUCCUUACGAAAGCCUUGAAGAACCACGGACAGCUCGUCGUCUUGGUGGAAGACAUUGAUCUGGCCGAUACCCAAUUCAUGAAAUUCCUAGCUGAUAGAUACGAGGCAGGAAAAUUCGGAGAAUCAAGCAAAAGUGAGAGAAGUUUAGGCCGAGCAAUAUUCAUAUUGACUAAAGGUGGUUCAACGAGCUAUGAAGAUAAGAAGAACGUCCAAGAUUUUGUCAUCAAGCUGAACUUGGAAAUCGAUGAAACAAAACCUGUUUUGGGGACACCUAAGUUCGAUCUCAAGCGAAAACCUAAGUGGGAUUUUUCAAGCAGCACAAAGAGUCCAAGAAUAGAAGAAAAGGAAGAUGCAACUUCGGCGGCGGGAGAGACAGGCAACGGCAACAAAGACUUCUCUAGGCAAUCAAGCUUCAAUACCCUUGAUCUGAACCUUAUUGCCGAUGAGAACGAUGAAAGCGAGGACAAACCAGGGGAGCAUAGCCCCAUCUCGAGCGAUUUGACUCGUGAAACCACAACCGAUCCCCGAAGCCCACAUGGGUUCCUUGAGUUGAUCGAGAACCGCUAUGUUUUCGACCGAAGCCCCGCUCGGGAUAGAGAGAUGAUAGAGCUUUUCAUGUCGAAGAUCAGAGGGUCAUUCGAGGAGGUUUGUGGGAAGCAAAACAUGGGAAGUUUUAGCGUAGAAGAGAGGGUGUUAGAGGAGGUGUUAGUUGGGUCUGCUUCUUUCCCCAACAGCUUGUUUGAGAAAUGGCUGAAAGACAUUUUUCAAACGAGCUUGCAAACGGUCAAAUUUGGCGGGAAGGGCAUUUCUGUUAGGCUGUGUUUGGAUUGGCAAAGGAGGGGGAUUUUGGUGGAUGGCUUCUUGGGCUCUUGUCUGCCUAAGAAAAUCCAAGUUUCUAAUUAUAUGGACUAAUUAAUUAAGUGGGUGGGUUUCUUUUUAUUUUUCCCUCUGUAAAAUCUUUCACAAAUGGAAAAUGCAUGGCAAGAGUAUCCUUAUCAUGUAA